Molecule: messenger RNA, 3478 nt
Organism: Paramecium sonneborni
Lineage: Eukaryota; Ciliophora; Oligohymenophorea; Peniculida; Parameciidae
Source: the annotation of a GenBank genome assembly
AUGUCUGAGGGGUUUAAAAAGAAUGUAAAAUCAUUCACACCUUAUAGAGCAAGACCAUCAGAAAUUGGCUCUGUUGAUGCUUCAAUUGAUCCAAUGAGACAGGUUAGACUAAGAGUUUAAAAUUCAUUAGAUCUUUAAGUGUAAUAAUUAUCAACUGAUUAACCUUUCUCUACGAACUUAUUUAUUAAUCCUUAAUACACUACUUUUGAUAUUUCUCAAAGAGUAUCAUUAGAUGGAAAUAUUGAUUUUAUGUUUAACAAUUUAAUAGGAACAUUUGUUAAUAGUUCUCUUGAUAGUAAACUUAUUCAGAAACCAUUAGAUAUAUUUCAAUCAUAAAAUAGACAAAUAAAUCCAACAUUGUCUUCCUUUUUUAAUUCACCAAGACAAUCAAUUUAUCCAUUCUUACAAUAAUCAUAACAAAACGAAAUGCCUAGACAUUCUAAUAACAGUUUAGAUAAGUAGAUCAAAAUAACUUAAAUAAAUUCUCCAUCUUAAUUUAUUAUUAGACCACCUUCAAUUCAACAAUAAUAGAUCAAUGUUAACCUUAAUCAUUUUAAAAAAGAAGAAUUAAAAUUACUUAAUCAAGAUGAUUCUGAUUAAAGUGAAGUUGUCUAAAGUGAAAGUAGUUGGAAUUAAAAUAAAGAUGAAAAAAAAGAAAUCAAAAUUAAUAGACGCACUAGAAAAAGAUGUAUAAUCUAAGAAAGUUCUGAGUCAUAUAAAAUUGGUAGAAAAAAGAAAGGAUCAAAAGUAAAUGAUACUAAAAACAUUACUAAGAAUUUUUCUAAAGCUAUCAUUUCUUACAUUCUCAAUAAUGAAUAGAUGAUUUAAGGCUUUAUGAAAAAGGAUUAAUAUGAUAAUUUUGUUUAGUUAUUAAAAACUAAAAAAAAUUAAAUGACUAAUAUUAAAUAAUUAAGAGAUCUUUGGAUAGAUGGAGGUAAGAAUCCUGAAUUUAAUAGAGUUUUUAGAAUUAUAAGGUAUAAUUAAUUAUUAUAUUCUUUUAGUUAAUAUUUCUUAAGAAAUUAAUCUAUAGCUUAUGUAUAUAAUUCAAGAAUUUCUAAUACUGCUUGGCAUUUAAAAUAUAGAUAAAAUCUUUUAAGGGCCCUUAAGGAGCCUGAAAAUUUUAAAUUCAUCAAAAUUAUAUGAUUAAAUACAUUUAAAAUAAAAUGAUUUUCCUAUUAAGUAAUUUUGUUAUGAUUUUAAUUAAUUUUUUAUUGCUUCCAUAAUGAAGAAAGAGGAUUAUAGAAUUAUACUCUAAUACUCACAAUUAACAUUAAAUAGACUCACUGCCCCUUAUUAUCAUGAGAAUAAAGGUUGCUAAUUCAACCUUUUUGAAUUAGAUAAACCAACCUAAGCUGCAUUAGAAUAAGAUGAAUCAAAAUAAUUUACAUGUCCAGUUUGUCAUUUAAAGGGUAAACUUAAAUUAGAUAUACUUUACUGUUAAAAUGAAUUUGUAAAUGAGAAAAAUUAAUUAGUUGUUAACUAAUCCAAUCAAUAAAUCUUAAAAAUAUAGAAAUAAAAUUACACUCAUUCAUUUUUAAGUAAAGAAUAAGAAGUAUUGGAAUUAUAAUAGUAAUUUAAUUCUCAAAUACUAUUGAAUGUUAAAUUCUAAAAUCAAUUAACAUUGUAAUAUAUAGAAAAAAUUAACUAAGAUGUAUAUAAUCUUUAUAAAUUAGAGAAAUAAUGAAAUAUUUUAAAUUUUUCGUCGAAAUUCUUAAUUAAAUUUACCUACUUUAAUAGGUAUAAUCAAUUUUAAAUUAAUUCUCUUUUAUCAUAUUUCUAAAACUAAAUUAGAAUUUGAUCUUUAUGAUGAUACUAAUAAAAAAAAUUGCAUAAAAAUACAUGAUUAUUAGACUUCAGGCAAUAUUAGAAUUAAGUAAGUUGACUUGAUUGAUAAUUAUAUUUAUAUAAUCAUUUAAUAAGAAAGUUUUUUUUAAUUAUAUAGAGGAAGAUAUAAUUAAAUUUUUAAUGAAGAUAGAAAUGAAGCAAUUUUUUAUGUUUCAUAAAUGCCUGGAUAUACAUUAUUAGGGGAAUCAAGAUUGUUACAAUUUAAAAAAUAAAAAUCAAUAAUGAUUGGAAGUAUAUUCUUGAUAUUUAUAAAUUUAAUUAGAUAAAGGCUCAAUAAUUGUGAAAGAUAUUAUUGAUAAUAAUGUUGUUAUGAAUUAAAAUUUAAGGAUACCAGAAUUAAAUGAAAAUUCUUAAUUAGUUUAAUUACUUGAUUCUUAAAUCUUGUUUGUAGAUUAAAAUAUAAUGGCUGAGGUAGGAGUUAUAAAAGAAUAUAAUUAUUCUGAAUAAAAAAUCAUAAAAAUAAUAUAGAAUAAUAUAUUCAAUUAAAUAUUUGAAAAUGACUUACCAAUAGUUCAUAAUUAAGUUUUAUAUUUAUUGAAUAGUGAAAGAUUGAAUAAUUAAAAUAUAUAGGUUUAAUAUAUAAUGCCAGGUAGGGAGAAUAAUUGUUUCACAAAGACAAUUUAGAUUUUAAAUCAUAAUAGCUAUAUGAAAGUAAAAAUAAUACCUACUACUUAAACAUAAGUUGGAAUAGUGAGUUGUAUUUUGAUUGGAUUGAUGUUCUAGAGUAGUUAAAUAAUAUUUCCUGGGAUAUUAGUGUUUAAUGAUAAAAAUAAUUUAAUUGAGAUUGAGCUUAUAUGAGAAACAUUAUAUAAUAUUAAUUAAUCCGUUUUGCCAUGCCAUUAAAGGCUUUUAUGUUUGGAAUUAUUCUUAUUUCAGCCUUAGUGCUAGCUUAAACUAAUGUUGAGUUAAGUGAGAUUGAAACCAAUCCCAUACCUACUAUGGUUAAUUUUGAUGGGUAUUAAAGAAAUGAAGAUUAAAUAUAAUAACAACAGGAAUAUUUUAAUUUUGAUGACACUUUCACAUCUUCAAAUACACAAGUAAUUCAAAAUAUUGAAAACAAUUAAUCUGUCGAAGAUCCAAAUAAUUUUAUUUUAGACCAAGAGGAUGUUUCUACUCUUAAUUCAUAAAUAACUACUAUGACUAACAAUCAAAAUUAUAUAUAAGUAUUAAAUCUUGUAAUAAAGAGGAUGUAAAUGAUAUACCAUAAUUAGAUAUGAUUCAUACUUAAAGUACUUAAACUAUUAAUUAACAAGAUUCAACUAACAUAUGUAUUCAAUUUAUAUAAUAUUAGCUGAAACUUAAUCAAAGAAUACAAAUUCUAAUUGUAUAGUUAUCUAUUCAUAAUGUCAUUUCAAAGGAGAGUCACUUCAGUUAUGUGAAUCUUAAAGGAAUAUUGAGUAAUCAUUUAUAUAAAUUAAGUGACUUUGAUCAUGAUAUUAAAUCAAUAGAAAUACCUAAAGGAUAUUCUGUCAGACUCUAUAAUAAAGAAGAUUUCUCAGGAGAAAAAAUUGUUUUAAAGGAAAGCUAGGAAUGUCUAAUUAAACCAUUAGCUUUGACAUAAUUAAAAGAGAAAUAAUGGAAUAAAUUUACGAUUCUAGCUUAAAACAUUAAUUUAAGAGCAAUCUGAAGGAAU